AUGCAGGUGGUCGCUGAGGCGGUGGGAGUCUUCUGGGAGAGACAGAGAAACAAAGUACAAAGGAGCUGUUUUCAGGCAUUUCAGAGCAGAGUUUUCUGUGGGGACUUUGGACUUUUUCGCUUUGCAAACCUGCACAAAAAAGUGUCCAACAGGGCCGUUGUGACUCUCCAACCCAGCUGGACUCAGAUCUUCAGUGGUGAGACGUUCACUGUCAGAUGUGAGAUCCAGAGAGGAGGAAACACUAAAUGGACGUAUGAAUGGACACCAGACGAAUUAAACAGACCUACAACAGACAAUGAAUACAGGAUCAUCAGAGCUACUGUGUCCCACAGUGGAGACUACAGCUGUAAGGGUAGAAGAGACUCAUAUUCCUCAACAAAGUGGAGUGAUGUCAUCAAAUUGACAGUAUCGUCACAGAGACCAAAGGCCCAACUGAGAGCUGACAGGAGAGACUUUCCAGCAGGGGGCAGUGUGACCCUGAGCUGCUCUGUGAACCCGUCAUCUGGUUGGAAAUACUUCUGGUACAGAGGAGAGAAAACCUCUGAACCCCUGAACACACAAGAUGCUGUCUUCAUCUCAGAUGGACAAAUCAGUGUCUCACAGGGAGGACUCUACUGGUGCAGAGGAGGAAGAGGAGACCCAGUUUACUACACAGAGGACAGUGAUCCAGUCAGUAUUGACAAAAUUAUCCCAAACAGGGCUGUUGUGACUCUGCAACCAAACUGGUCUGAAAUAUACUCAGAUGAGACGAUCACUCUGAGAUGUGAGAUCAAGGACGGAGGAGACACUGAGUGGGAGUACGAAUGGAAAACAACGAGCUCAUACAAACCUUUAAAAGACAGUGAAUACAGGAUUAGAUAUGCUUACUCAGCCCUGAGUGGAGACUACAGGUGUAAGGGCAGAAUGAAAAGUGCACAGCAGUCUUCAACAGACUGGAGUGAUUCUGUCAAAUUAACAGUAUCAGACAAGCCCCAGUCUGUCCUCACUGUGUCUCCAUCCUGGCUGAGUCCUGGAGCCUCAGUAACUCUGAGCUGCAGAGUUAAAGAUCCAUCUGCAGGAUGGAGGUUCUUCUGGUUUAAGGCUGUUCCCAAACUAUCAGGCAACUCCUACGACCAAGAGCUGCUACCUGGCAGCAGCAACGGGACUGAACAGGAUUCCUACAUCGUUCAUGGACAGACACACACAGCAGGAUAUAAGUGCAGAGCUGGAAGAGGAGAUCCAGUGUAUUACACUUAUUACAGUGAACCAAAGUUUGUCUGGUCUGGAGAUUUUCAUUCAUCAGCGUCUCUCACAGUGAGUCCUGACAGAGUGCAACACUUCACCUCUGACUCUGUCUCAUUGAGCUGUGAGGGAAACUCUACUGAGUGGAGAGUGAGGAGGUUUACUGAGGACGACUACCCGUCAUACUCAUCAUACUGCUCCUACUGGGGCACAAUGACUGGAUCCACAUGCAGCAUAAACAGUUACUGGCAGAGUGAUGCAGUGUACUGGUGUGAGUCUGGAUCAGGAGAGUUCAGCAACGCAGUCAACAUCACUAUACAGAAUGAACAUAUUAUCCUGGUGAGCCCUGUCCGUCCUGUGACUGAGGGAGAUCCUGUUAGUCUCAGCUGCAAGUUCAGGACAGAAAAGUUAGUUUCAGAUGCGUUUUUCUAUCGAAAUGACAAACUGAUUCAAAAUGAUAGCAGAAGGGAGCUGAACAUCUCUGCAGUGUUGAAGUCAGAUGAGGGUUUCUACAAGUGUCAACACUCAGGAGAAGAGUCAGCACAGAGCUGGAUGUCAGUUAAAGUGUCCAGACCUGAAAGCUCUUCAGUUCCUGUACCGUUGAUUGUUGGGCUGGUUUGUGGAAUCGUACUUAUUCUUCUUCUGCUCCUUUUGUAUCGCUACAGACCGUCCAAAGAUUCCUGCUCCAUCAGGCCAAUCCAGUCUGAGAGCACUAAUCGAGGUUCUGCUGAAAACUACUCCUCUCCUGUCCACGUGUCUGCAGGUGAUGCUCCUCUCUAUGAAACAAUCAAAGGCUUUGAAAACACACAGAGUGUUGCAGAUGAGUCCCAGGAUUUCACAUAUUCUUUGAUCGAGCUUAAAAACAUUGAAAAGAAGAAGAAGCGACAUGAACCAGAGGAGGUCUGUGUUUACUCUGAGGUGAACACUGGGACUGCAGGAAAAUCACCUCCUGCAGCAGCUGAUGAAGUUAAACCAGGAACAGCUCUUGGUCUGUAAAGAGAGCUGAGUUGGUAAAGAAAAAUGGUCGACAGCAUUUUAUAAACUUACUGUGUGGACGUCUGCUUUCAAACAUGAGACAUGUUCAGUGUUUUGUUGUUAAUUUAUCAGCAGAUUAUAAAAAAAUUACAUCAUGUGGAUUUAAUUACUUUCUAUUUUAGCACAAAGCACAUGUACUACUGAUAUGUAUUUUGAUUUAGUAUUUAUGGGCUGCAUAUUAUUAGUUUUCAUUUUGUCAUUUAUUUUCAACUCUUCUUUAAGUUUGCUACAGUAUGUUUGAGCUUUAGUACCCAGGUGAUUAUAGUCAGCGUCUUUUUCAGAGUUAAAUGAGAAAGAUCAAGUUCAACAGUUACUUUAUGUCAUGAUCUGCUAUCGAACAACAUAUCCUCACAUGUAAAUGUUUUUCUCUUCAAAAAUAUAUUUGUGAAAGUU
Micropterus dolomieu (smallmouth bass) is the source of this 2649-nucleotide messenger RNA. Its product is annotated as obscurin-like. Gene Ontology annotation, molecular function: transmembrane signaling receptor activity. NCBI's taxonomy places the organism in Eukaryota, Metazoa, Chordata, Actinopteri, Centrarchiformes, Centrarchidae. The record is from RefSeq and is a predicted model, not a curated record. The transcript has 16 exons. Bases 1 to 2217 code for a protein of 738 amino acids. Gene Ontology annotation, biological process: cell surface receptor signaling pathway.